ACCAAUCGCAUUUGCGGAUUGAAAGUUGGUUCCCGCCUUCCCUCCUCCCACGCGUCCAAACAGCCACGGCUGCCUACUCUUUCUGUCCUCAGUCAGUUCACUACUUCUGUUAUCUCUGUGUGGAGAACGACAACUGCUGCCCCAAACAAAGAAUCAUGGUCCAAGCUAAGGUGUGGGUCCUGGCCAAGCACUUUGACGGCUUCCCAAAGGACAGCGACUUUGAGCUCAAGGUGGAGGAGCUCCCUGCACUGAAAGAUGGGGAGGUGCUCGUGGAAGCAGUGUUCCUCAGUGUCGACCCAUACAUGAGGCCGUUCAGUCGGGUUCGCAUGAAUGAAGGCGAUGUGAUGAUCGGAACUCAAGUGGCCAAAGUGAUUCAAAGCAAUAACCCGAAAUUUCCUGUUGGAAGCCAUGUUGUUGGUCGAGGUGGUUGGAGGACCCAUACAGUUAGUGAUGGGACAGACCUCAUUCCCAUCAUGCCUGAGUGGCCGCAAGAUGUCUCGUUAUCCCUGGCUCUGGGUGGCCUCGGCAUGCCAGGACUGACGGCCGUCUACGGGAUAGAAGAAGUCUUGGGGCUCCAGAAGGGUGAGACCCUGCUGGUGAACGCCGCAGCGGGGGCAGUGGGCUCUGUCGUGGGCCAGAUUGCCAGGAUCAAAGGCUGUAAGGUGGUGGGCUCAGCAGGGUCCGAUGCCAAGGUGGCUUUCCUCAAAGAGCUGGGCUUUGAUGAGGCCUUCAACUACAAGACUGUCGGCUCCCUGGAGGAGGCGCUGAGGAAGGCGUCUCCAGACGGAUAUGACUGCCUCUUUGAAAAUGUGGGAGGCUCUUUCACAAGUGUUGCCAUACAGCAGAUGAAAAACUUUGGAAGAAUAGCCGUGUGUGGAUCCAUUUCCACGUACAAUGACACCAUACCCCAAACAGGCCCAUACCCCCACCUGACAAUGAUCUUCAAGCAGCUGAAGAUGGAGGGCUUCAUGCAGAGCAGGUGGGAGCACAAGCACCCCGAGACCCAGGGGAGACUGCUGGGAUGGUAUAAGGAGGGCAAACUGAAGUGUCGGGAGCACAUCACAAAGGGCUUUGAAAAGAUGCCAGCUGCUUUUAUGGGGCUGCUGCGGGGAGAAAAUGUCGGCAAGGCUGUGGUCGCAGUCUGAUGUGGAACAAUGGAGAAGAAUCAGUAUUAUUAACAACUGAUGGAUUAUAACAGAAUUAAUACAUGAAGGAGUGAGCAAUAGACACAGUUAACCAGCUAUUUUUAUAUUAACGUGACGUCCAUGAAAAAUGUGAUACAUCAUAUUUAACCUCAGUUUAGGAUUCAGUGUUAGAGUUAAGUCUGGCACUCUAAUUCUUUAAAAUGAGACCAUACUGCUAGUUUUGGGUUUUCAUUCAUAGUAAAACACCUCUUUUUGUAAUGCAUUUCAAACAUGAUGUGUAGAUCUGCUGCUGACAUCCAUACAUUAUUCACUGUAACGUGUGCUUUGUAUUCAGCAAGAACUUUUGUGUAGGUAAUAAAAUGUGGAGGUUUUCUCAAA
This is a messenger RNA of Epinephelus lanceolatus (giant grouper), 1523 nucleotides long. Its product is annotated as prostaglandin reductase 1-like. Gene Ontology annotation, biological process: prostaglandin metabolic process. Gene Ontology annotation, cellular component: cytoplasm. Gene Ontology annotation, molecular function: 15-oxoprostaglandin 13-reductase [NAD(P)+] activity; 2-alkenal reductase [NAD(P)H] activity. The record is from RefSeq and is a predicted model, not a curated record. NCBI's taxonomy places the organism in Eukaryota, Metazoa, Chordata, Actinopteri, Perciformes, Serranidae.